Messenger RNA from Suillus fuscotomentosus, 1926 nucleotides. Its product is annotated as P-loop containing nucleoside triphosphate hydrolase protein. Gene Ontology annotation, cellular component: cytoplasm; chromosome. The coding region runs from base 1 to 1926 and encodes 641 amino acids. The transcript is spliced from 5 exons. Gene Ontology annotation, molecular function: 3'-5' DNA helicase activity; four-way junction helicase activity; ATP binding. Gene Ontology annotation, biological process: double-strand break repair via homologous recombination. Lineage: Eukaryota; Fungi; Basidiomycota; Agaricomycetes; Boletales; Suillaceae. The record is from RefSeq and is a predicted model, not a curated record.
AUGAAACUGGGUCUUACUCCUUGUACUUGGCAACUCCAGUCCGCUCACAACCAGCUUGAGAACAAAGAUGUCUUCACCAUCUCACCCACCGGCUCAGGAAAGACUCUUACCUUCUGGAUUCCCCUGUUAUUCAACAAUGGUGGAAUAACCAUUAUUAUUACCCCGCUUAAUAUCCUCAGCGAGAAGAACCGAGAUGAAGCAAAUGCUUAUGGGUUUCCCGCCCUUGAUAUAUGUGCAGAGACAGCAACAGACGAGGCGUUUAAAGACAUAGAGAAAUUGAAGUAUCGAGUUCUUGUUGUUAGCCCGGAACAUGUACUUCAAGACGCUCGAUUCAAAAAACUUUGGAAGUGUCGAACGUUUACAGAUAAUCUCUUCAGUAUCGUGUUUGACGAGGGUCAUUGUAUUAGCGAAUGGGGCAAAGACUUUCGACCGCUGUAUAGUGAGCUGGGGAAUCUUCGAUGGUACCUUCCAGCUCACGUUCGAUUUCACGCCGUGUCUGCGACCAUGCCGCCGCACAUCCUCCUAGACGUCCAAUCGAAACUUCGCAUUCGGUCAUACAACCUUGCUAAAGUUGUCCGGUCAAACGACCGUGCAAAUAUUCAUUUCAUGGUCCAGGAGAUGAAGUACCCACGAAACACGUACUACGACCUUGGCCGAAUCUUGCCACUCAAGGAGGGCACACCGCCCGAGAAGUUCAUGCUGUUCGUAAAUGCUCGAGAUCAAGCAGAAGCAGUUUGCAAUAGCUUAUGCAAAGACUUGCCUGCGCAUCUUCGCCAUAACAUCGGUGAGAUUUGGGGGAUCUGCUGUACUGAUGCAGCGGGAAUGGGCCUUGAUCUUCGAGACGUCAGAUUGGUCAUUCAAUGGGGAUAUAUAGACUCACUUUGCAUUUUGAUGCAACGCCUAGGACGCGCUGCGCGAGACCACGCCUUAACGGCACUUGCAGUGUACUUCGUGGAGCCGCUGUACUUUGAUACAUACAGUGGCAAGCGCAAACGGCCUGAACUUGAUGAGGGACAGCAUCACACGAAGAAGAAGAAGGUCACGAACGUGGACGCUGAGAGCACAGUGGUGCGCGACGAGGAGAACAGUCAAUGUAGGACUGAUGGUGGUACCCUCAAUGGGGGGGACAAUGACGGGCGAACGGACAGCGUCAGCAUGGUGGUAGAUCAGCGCAACAGACACACCAUUCCAGAGGUUGCUGGCACUUCUACUCCUAUGAGGAUCCUUCCGGUAAACGCUGAUAGUGAUGUUAUCGAACGAGCUGCUAUGGUGUCACACAUUUGCUGUGACGUGUGUAACAAGAUGGAAUUACAUUCACGGCUCUUCCCUCUGCAACAAAUCACGUCAACACGCGCCAAACCAAAGUACAAGAUCAAGCCAUACAAAAUGACCGACACCGAACGCCGGCUUCAGCAGGAGCUCAUCAAAUGGAGGGACUCGAAGAUAAUCGAGGAGAAUCUCGAUGCUGAUGACUUUUUUGGUCCCCAGAUGAUCAUGUCGAACAAGAUCCUGAACCGUAUUGUCGACCUCGCGCACUAUCACAAAAUCUUAUCAACAACUUCUCUCUUCGAGCAGACAUCAUGGUGCUACUCCUCUGAAUAUGGGCAAAGCGUCCUCGAUAUCAUUCUUACUUGCAUCCCUUUGCCCAUUGUCCAACCUCCCGCACCACCUGCUGUGAUCAUUCCACCUCCACUUGGCUUAUCGUCGUCAACAAACCAACAACCGACCGCCAGCACCUCCGCCACAAAUGGCGUCAUGUUGCCAUCGAAACGUUCACGAAAGUGUCGUGCUUGUGGUAGCACUGAUCAUAUAGGUACGCACUGCUCACUAUGUCCACUGUCUUAUCGUACUCAUUGUUCUUCGCAGCGUCCAACAAACUUUGUCCAAGAUAUAUUUCCAAGCCCCGCAAGUCAAGAUCUAAUAUAG